AUGCCAACAAUUCGCUUCAACUUCAAUCAACAACUGCGAUUCCGCCGCGGCGAUCUGGUGGAGGUGGCGAGCUCGCAGGAAGGAUUCGUCGGUUCCUACUUCGAGGCGACGGUGGUGGCCGAUCUGGCGAAGGACGGUUACCUGGUGCAGUACCGCACUCUGCUGAAGGAGGAUUUGUCGGGGCCGCUGCGGGAGGUGGCGAGCGCGGCGGAGGUCCGGCCGAGGCCGCCGCCGGAUCUGGCGGAGAGGUACCGGAUGAACGAUGUGGUGGACGCGUUCGACAAGGAGGGGUGGUGGUGGGGGAGGAUCACCGGCAGAAGAGGAGACAGUUAUUCGGUGUUCUUCGAGACCACCGGAGAUGAGAUUUUUUAUCAUAAGAAUCUGCUCAGGACUCAUCAGGAAUGGACCAAUGGCAGAUGGAGUUUAGCAAUGUUGAUUCCGAUUGCUUAA
This is a messenger RNA of Salvia splendens (bonfire salvia), 450 nucleotides long. RefSeq names its product protein AGENET DOMAIN (AGD)-CONTAINING P1. The record is from RefSeq and is a predicted model, not a curated record. Lineage: Eukaryota; Viridiplantae; Streptophyta; Magnoliopsida; Lamiales; Lamiaceae. The transcript has a single exon. Bases 1 to 450 code for a protein of 149 amino acids.